AUGGAUGCAGGGCCCCAAGGACUUGGACCAUCUUUUACUGCUUUCCCAGGCCAUAGGAGUGAGCUGGAUCGGAAGUGGAGUGGAGGGGACUCGAACUGGUGCCUCUAUGGGAUGCCAACAUUGUUCUUUAAAAGUGAUUGAAGAGAACAAUUCAAAAUGCCUGAAAAUCCUGCUACAGAUAAACUGCAGGUCCUGCAGGUCCUUGAUCGCCUGAAAAUGAAAUUGCAGGAGAAGGGUGACACGUCUCAGAAUGAGAAGUUAUCUAUGUUUUGUGAGACACUAAGGAGCCCUCUCUUCAACCAGAUCCUCACACUUCAGCAGUCCAUCAAGCAACUGAAGGGACAACUCAGCCAUUUACCCUCAGAUUGUUCAGCCAACUUUGAUUUUUCCAGGAAAGGCUUGUUGGUAUUCACUGAUAGCUCCAUUGCUAAUGGGAAUGUCCAUAGGCCCUCUAAUAAUUUGACUGUUUCUGGGUUACUUCCUUGGACUACAAAGCUGGGAAAUGAAGACUUCAACUCUAUCAUUCAACAGAUGGCUCAGGGUCGGCAGAUUGAAUAUAUUGAUAUAGAACGGCCUUCAACCGGAGGUCUUGGAUUCAGUGUGGUGGCCCUUAGAAGUCACAAUAUGGCAGAAGUGGACAUCUUUGUGAAGGAAGUACAGCCAGGGAGUAUAGCAGACAGGGAUCAAAGAUUAAAGGAAAAUGACCAAAUAUUGGCCAUUAAUCACACACCGCUGGAUCAGAACAUUUCCCACCAGCAAGCAAUUGCAUUAUUACAGCAAACCACUGGAUCUUUGCGGUUGGUUGUGGCCAGGGACCCAGUCCACAGAAAAAGCAGUACUUCUACAAGCUUAUCUGACACAACUCUGCCUGAAACAGUUUGUUGGGGCCACAUUGAAGAUGUUGAACUCAUUAAUGAUGGCUCUGGAUUAGGUUUCGGAAUAGUUGGAGGAAAAUCAAGUGGCGUGGUUGUGAGGACUAUAGUUCCUGGAGGAUUAGCAGAUCGAGAUGGAAGACUCCAGACAGGGGAUCAUAUCUUGAAGAUUGGUGGCACAAACGUGCAGGGAAUGACCAGUGAGCAGGUUGCACAAGUGCUAAGAAACUGUGGGAAUUCAGUCAGGAUGCUUGUGGCAAGAGACCCAGUUGGUGAAGUUUCAGUGACCCCUCCUGCCCCUACAGCCUUACCUGUUGCUCUGCCUGCUGUAGCCAACACAAGCCCUGGUUCUGACAAUUCUCCUUUUGAAACAUACAAUGUUGAACUUGUUAAGAAAGAUGGACAGAGUCUUGGGAUUAGAAUUGUUGGCUAUGUUGGAACAUCUCAUUCAGGGGAAGCUGCAGGUAUCUAUGUGAAAAGUUUAAUACCUGGCAGUGCUGCCUACCACAAUGGCCACAUUCAAGUGAAUGACAAGAUAGUUGCUGUUAAUGGGGUGAAUAUUCAGGGUUUUGACAACCAGGAUGUUGUUGAAGUGUUACGAAAUGCAGGGCAGGUGGUACACCUAACCCUAGCUCGAAGGAAGACAUCCUCAUCUGGUUAUCAGCUUGAACUCCCUUCAGACAGAGGAAAUGUUGUAGAACCACCAAAAACACCAGCUCUCUUUCUAACUGGAGCAGUGGAAACAGAAACUAAUUUGGAUGAUGAAGAUGAGGAAACUGAAGAAAAAACGGAUAAUCUAAAAAAUGACAACAUGCAAGCUUUAGAAAAAUUGGAAAGAGUCACGGACUCUCCAGAAAAUAAGCUGAAAUCCAGAUGGGAAAACCUCCUAGGCCCUGAUUAUGAAGUAAUGGUUGUGACAUUGAAUACACAGAUUGCAGAUGAUGCUGAGUUACAAAAGUAUUCCAAGCUGCUGCCUAUUCACACUCUGAGGCUUGGCGUGGAAGUGGAUUCCUUUGAUGGGCACCACUACAUCUCUUCAAUUGCUCCUGGUGGUCCUGUAGAUACCCUGAGCCUCUUACAGCCAGAGGAUGAGCUUCUUGAGGUCAAUGGUGUGCAGCUCUAUGGAAAAUCUCGCCGAGAAGCAGUCUCCUUUCUUAAAGAAGUGCCACCUCCUUUUACCCUGGUUUGCUGUCGACGAUUGUUUGAUGAUGAGGCCUCUGUGGAUGAACCGAGGACCACUGAACCUUCCCUUCCUGAGAUGGAGGUUGACCACAAUAUAGAUGUCAACACUGAAGAAGAUGAUGGUGAAUUAGCUCUCUGGUCUCCUGAAAUCAAGAUUGUGGAGCUAUUAAAAGAUCAUAAAGGUUUGGGAUUCAGCAUUUUGGAUUACCAGGACCCUUUGGAUCCCACAAGAUCGGUGAUUGUGAUCCGCUCCCUGGUAGCAGAUGGUGUCGCAGAAAGAAGUGGAGAACUAUUGCCUGGAGACCGCCUGGUUUCAGUCAAUGAGUACUGUUUGGACAACACCACACUUGCCGAAGCUGUAGAAGUGUUGAAAGCUGUGCCACCGGGCACUGUACGUCUUGGCAUCUGUAAGCCUUUGGUGGAAGAUGAUAAAGAAGAAAGUUGUUACACUUUACAUUCAAGCAAUAAUGAAGAUAAGACUGAGCCUUCAGAAACAAUUCAUGAUAUAAAUUCAUCUUUAAUACUUGAAGCACCCCAGGAAUUUAGAGAUGAGCCAUAUUUUAAAGAAGAACUUGUGGAUGAGCCGUUUAUAGAUUUGGGAAAGUCUUUCCAGUCCCAACAAAAAGAAAUAGACCACGACAAGGAGGCCUGGGAAAUGCAUGAAUUUCUGACUCCUAGAUUGCAGGAUGUGGGUGAAGAAAGAGAAAUGCUUGUUGAUGAAGAAUAUGAGCUAUAUCAAGAUCACCUUCAGUCCAUGGGCUUGUAUUCCUCAUCACACCUUCAGGAGGCGACUCCUGUGCCCUCCAUGGAUGAACUUCACUUUGGUACCCACUUUGGUACACAGUGGCACUGCAGUGACCCAGCCGAGUCUCAAGAAGCAAGACUGGCCAGGAGUAUGUAUUCCCAGGAGAUACAGCCGUAUGGCUGUGGCACAGAAAGCAUGAUGAAGGACAGUUUUGGACUGGAUCCCCUACCAUCCGUAUCCUCAACUGAAGGAAACAGCCAACAAGGUAGAUUUGACAACCUGGAGGAUCUUAACUCCUUGGCAGAAAGCAGUCUGGAUUUAGGAAUGGUGCUUCCAAAUGAGGUCCAAGGUCCUGGCCUGCUAGUUGAUGUUCCUUCUGCGGCUCAGAGCAGGGAGGAAGAAGAUUUGCCUUUAUACCAACUCCCCAGGACCCGAAUCAUUUCAAAGGCCUCAGCACACACAGGAAUGUUAUCAUCUAGAUACAUCGCUGAUGCAUGUGAGUUACCUGAAAGAGAAGAAGGUGAAGGAGAAGAAACUCCAAACUUCAGCCACUGGGGUCCACCGAGAAUUGUUGAAAUUUUUAGAGAACCCAAUGUGUCUCUUGGCAUCAGUAUUGUUGGUGGACAGACUGUGAUAAAACGCCUGAAGAAUGGAGAGGAGCUUAAAGGUAUAUUCAUCAAACAAGUCUUAGAAGACAGCCCAGCAGGAAAAACCAAUGCACUGAAAACUGGAGACAAAAUAUUAGAGGUGUCCGGCAUAGAUUUGCAGAAUGCUUCACAUGGGGAAGCAGUUGAGGCCAUUAAGAAUGCAGGAAACCCGGUGGUGUUCGUUGUUCAGAGCUUGUCAUCCACACCAAGAGUCAUUCCUAAUGUGCAGAACAAGGUCUCCAAAGCCACCAAAAGCCAGGACCAAGACAUACAAGAACAAAAAGAAAAGAGACAAGGAACUGCUCCGCCUCCAAUGAAACUGCCUCCUCCCUAUAGCGCUCCAUCUGAGGACAGCGAGGAGAGUGAAGGAGAACAUGCAUUUACUGACGAAAAAAUCAAGCAAAGAUAUGCAGACCUGCCUGGAGAACUGCAUAUUAUUGAACUUGAAAAGGAUAAGAAUGGACUGGGACUCAGCCUUGCUGGUAAUAAAGACAGGUCUCGCAUGAGCAUAUUCGUGGUGGGAAUUAACCCAGAAGGACCUGCUGCAACUGAUGGACGGAUGUGCAUUGGAGAUGAACUCUUAGAGAUAAACAAUCAGAUCCUGUAUGGAAGAAGUCACCAAAAUGCCUCUGCCAUUAUUAAGACUGCCCCAUCAAAGGUCAAGCUGGUUUUUAUCAGAAAUGAAGAUGCAGUCAAUCAGAUGGCUGUUGCUCCCUUCCCAGUACCAUCAAGUUCCCCAUCAUCUACUGAGGAUCAGAGUGGCCCGGAACCUGUUAGUGGGGAGGAAGAUGGCGGCCUUGAAGUCGGUGUUAAACCAUUGCCUGCAAGUGAAAACCCAAAGCUGGAAGAUGCAUCGCAGGUGGUUGGUCAAGGCAUGAUGACGGAUCAGCAGAAGGCACUGGAGUGCCCAACUGACAAUGUUGUCAGCCAGAUGAAACAACAAACAUACUCAACAAAAGUCUCCUUCAGUUCACAAGAGAUGCCAGUAGCACCAGCUCCUCCGUACCAUGCGGCAGACUCAGACUUCACAGGCUGCGGUGGCUUCCAGGCUCCUCUGUCAGUGGACCCUGCAACGUGUCCCAUUGUCCCUGGCCAGGAAAUGAUUAUAGAAAUAUCCAAAGGACGUUCAGGGCUUGGUCUCAGCAUCGUGGGAGGAAAAGACACACCCUUGGAUGCAAUAGUUAUACAUGAAGUCUAUGAAGAAGGAGCAGCAGCCAGAGAUGGGAGGCUUUGGGCUGGUGACCAGAUAUUAGAGGUCAACGGGGUGGACCUGAGGAGCUGCAGCCACGAAGAAGCCAUCACGGCCCUGAGGCAGACCCCGCAGAAGGUGCGGCUGGUGGUGUACAGGGACGAGGCGCACUACAGGGACGAGGAGAACUUAGAUAUCUUCCCCGUGGACCUGCAGAAGAAGGCUGGCCGCGGCCUGGGCCUGAGCAUUGUGGGAAAACGAAAUGGAAGCGGAGUGUUUAUUUCCGACAUCGUGAAAGGAGGCGCUGCAGACCUGGAUGGGAGAUUGAUUCAGGGAGAUCAGAUCUUAUCUGUGAAUGGGGAUGACAUGAGGAGCGCCUCCCAGGAGACGGUGGCCACUGUCCUCAAGUGCGCACAGGGGCUUGUGCAGCUAGAGAUCGGAAGACUGCGAGCUGGGUCCUGGGCCGCCUCCAGGAAGACAUCGCACAACAGUCAGGGUCACCACAGCAGCAGUCGUCCUUCGCUGGCUCCCGUCAUCAGUGGCCUGCAAAGCCUGGUUGGCACAAAACGAUCUUCCGAGUCGUCCCAGAAAAGUUCAGGCACAGAAGUGGGACCAAGGACGGUGGAGAUAAUCAGGGAGCUCAAUGAUGCUCUUGGAAUCAGCAUUGCUGGAGGAAAAGGAAGUCCCUUAGGAGAUAUCCCAAUAUUUAUUGCCAUGAUUCAAGCCAGUGGAGUGGCUGCACGUACACAGAAGCUUAAAGUUGGAGAUCGGAUUGUCAGCAUUAAUGGGCAACCUUUGGAUGGGCUGUCUCACGCGGACGUGGUUAAUCUGCUGAAGAACGCCUACGGGCGCAUUAUCCUGCAGGUUGUGGCAGAUACCAAUAUAAGUGCCAUAGCCACUCAGCUUGAAAGCAUGUCUGCAGGCUACCACCUUGGCUCGCCCACCGCCGAGUGCCAUCUGGAAGACGCAGAAACACCUCCACCUAAGAUUAUUACUUUGGAGAAAGGCUCUGAAGGAUUGGGGUUUAGUAUUGUAGGGGGUUAUGGAAGUCCCCAUGGAGACCUGCCAAUUUAUGUCAAGACUAUAUUUGCAAAGGGAGCAGCUGCAGAUGAUGGCCGGUUAAAGCGAGGUGAUCAGAUUUUAGCCGUUAACGGCGAGACCCUGGAAGGUGUUACUCACGAGCAAGCUGUCGCCAUCCUAAAACACCAGACAGGGGCUGUAACUUUGACCGUGCUGUCGUGAGCUUCAAGCCCUGAUCACGAGAUAGAUGGUGUUGUUUAGAACAUCCAUUGGUCUGCUGUUUCUUUUUGGGAGAGAAGAAGACAAAGAAUAUCCAUAAGAAGAUACAGUUCUGGGUGGGGAUGAAAAGCAAUCUCAGUACCGCACCUUCAUUCUUCGUUCUUCACGCCUCAUGCUCUCUGCUCGGGAGAGAUGGCUGAGGCUGCCGGUGAACCCCUCGAAUGUGCAGUCAUCCACCAAGUGUUCCCCAUCUUCUGUCACCUCUUGGUGAGGUUAACUUUCUAAAACUUGAAUGAGUAUUUGUUUUGCAUUUAACAUCGAUGUUUGCCAACUGGUAAUAACUGGUUCUGAUUGUAUUUGCUAAAACUAGAGUUAACAACCUCUCGUUCCUUACAGCUCCCCUCCCCAUCCCCUAAUUAUGCAGAGGCUUAACAGCAACCUCAGAUCUCAUCCAGUAAACGAAAACAAAUGUUAAGCAACUUGUCAUCUCACUCAUGAUUUACUUAUGCUAAUUGUCUCUUCAAGUAAGCCAGAAAGCAUUAGCAGUGUAAUUAACUUCCCAGUGAUUCCCAUGAUGGAAUCCCAUAUUCUCCUAUGGGAAAUUACUGUGUUCCUCUCUGUAUGACUUAUAGUCAAAUAAGUCUCAACUUCAUUUCUCUGGCUAGAUCUGCGUAUGGUAGUCAUUGGUGACUGUGAUGAGUCAAUUUGCAGGCUGUAAUCUUCUCAGAAUCCCGAGAAGGCUUUCUAAUUGUUUUCUGAGCUACAGAAAUGAAUACCCCUGAGCAAAUGCACCUUAUUCUCAAGAACAAUUCUGAUAUUGCUAACCCAUGCCAAGUUCAGGAAGUUCGUGUAGAGUUAAUGGCAUCUCUGCGGGCAGGCGUCAUUGUCACCUCAGUCUUAGGUGAGGAGGUGGAAGCCCCAGAACCACCAUGCAGAGAUCAGAGGUGGCUGUGGCCUUGGGCACAGCAGAGUGACACAAUGAUCCUCCCCCUCCCUCUAGCAAGUGAGGACAGCUGCACAGGCCACAGUGUAAAAAUGCCUGGGUGAUGUUUUCAGGUCUCCAUGCUACAGUGGAAAAUAGAAGACUACCUUUUAGAGUUGUAGGAGGAAAACACCUUUAACGCUGAUUAUGGGCAUUGUUAUUCACGUAUUAGCAGAAAAAGCUGGGAGAUGCUCACCAGGGAAAGCCUGGGCUCUUGUAUGAAAAAAAGAGGGUUCGCUGAAGGAUGAGGCCGAGGUCAGUGCCAAAAGGAGUUCAGCAUUACCCAGCCACAGCACAACGCUGCAAACAGGUCACAGUCACUAUCGGAGUUCAGUGGGCCCAGAUUGAAAAUGUUAUUUAGUAAGCAUAGGUUUUAAUUGAGAAUUCUCUUUGAGUAGACAUAAUCACAAAGUGCAUUAACAAUUGUUGGAAUAUUUUGUGGCUAUUCCAAAGUAUUGAGUGCCUAAAUUUUUUUUGUGUUGAAAAUGUCUUUCGUGACUGAUGUUAAGUUUUCUGAAUAGAUACAUGGCUUUUGAAAUUUCUAAACCACCCAAGCUAUCUGGGGUAUUAGGUUCUCAUCCUUCAAUGCAUGAGAAGCCACCAACCUCAGAAUAUUCUGUGUUAACUGUAGCCGCAAGAACUCCUCAGGCAGGUAGGAUCAAAUGAAGUCCAAAUAAAACUUGAAAAAUGCACCUUAAAAAUAAUAUAUAUAUAUAUACACACACACUAUAAUACUUUUGCAAUGUGAUUCUGCUUGAUUUUGAUGGAAUGGCCAUUAAAUAUGCAAUUUGAAAAACAUUGUUUUAUUUCUUUAUAUGCUGUCCUUUUAAAUCAUGCUAUUAAAAGCCUGUUGAUAAAGGACUUGUGCUGCUUGAUACUUGUCACUAGUUUCAGCGUUGGGGAACAUCCAGCCCGCAGGCCCUAGAAGGCCCAUGAAAUCAAUUGGUGGGCCCUGCCAAGCAAUCAGAGCAGGACUCAACAUUCAGUAAAUCUCUCGCAGGCUAGUUUUUAAGUUGAUGAGGUUGUAUGGCCCACGAGUGACAUCAUAGAUAUCCAAAUGGGCCUUGGCAGAUAAAGUCUUCCCACCCCUGAGAACUCCAGGCUUGUUGAUCAUUGGCCCUGUCCUUGGCUACUUGACUAGUGAAUAGUCACCCUGCCAGAAACAUCGUUUUGCAUCCAGACUUCCCAUCUGAGCAGAAGUGAAGAUGGCGAUUUGGAAAAGGAGUAGUUCUCGGGUAGCCACAUGUGUUGUUUUGGCUUCAUCACUUGAGCCAGUUAAGUAUAAUAAUGCUAUUGAUCAUUGAAGGCAGCACAAGAGGGGAGUAAACCAGGAAAACUAAAACUGCUGAGUGUUUGUAUGUAUAAGAUGUUUCCAAAGAUUCUCAAUAAAUGUAGUUGCCUAUGGAGC
This is a messenger RNA of Lepus europaeus (European hare), 8264 nucleotides long. It is a transcript of the gene PATJ, whose product is annotated as PATJ crumbs cell polarity complex component. The record is from RefSeq and is a predicted model, not a curated record. Lineage: Eukaryota; Metazoa; Chordata; Mammalia; Lagomorpha; Leporidae. Bases 157 to 5877 code for a protein of 1906 amino acids. Gene Ontology annotation, molecular function: protein binding. The transcript is spliced from 45 exons.